This is a messenger RNA of Colletotrichum abscissum, 348 nucleotides long. RefSeq lists its product as uncharacterized. The transcript has a single exon. NCBI's taxonomy places the organism in Eukaryota, Fungi, Ascomycota, Sordariomycetes, Glomerellales, Glomerellaceae. Bases 1 to 348 code for a protein of 115 amino acids. The record is from RefSeq and is a predicted model, not a curated record.
AUGGAUUGGUGGGCGAGGAUUUGUUUCAUGAUCUUCCUCGUUUUCUCGUCUUUAGUUUACACGCCAUGCACGCAGCACCACCUUUCCAUCAUGGCCUUCCCGCCCCCUCCACACAGGUACCUACCUAGAACCCGGACGGUGACAUCCACGCGAAGGCGACAACGAGCUCUUCUGCCAAGGAAUGUGGGAGACACUCGCACGAGUGAGGCAUGGUAUCUGCGAAAGAGAAGCAGAAGAAAGAGGGGUGGGGAAACCUGGAAACAGCAACCGAGAGGGCCCCCGCCUGUCAUCUAUCUCAGCCCGUCAUCAAACGUGCCGCCAGCCAUACCACGCGUUCCCGACCCUUGA